AUGCCACCUCUCCAGAAAUCCGCCAAGGCAGCGGACGAUGCCACACGUCUUAUCACAGACAUCUUCGCCAUCAACAGCCACUCAAACACAACCAACGACAGAACGAUUGAAUCUUUCUUCCAGUCCAUGUCUGUGCCUGAGACUGAGCUCGACACUCGGCGUGUGUGUGAGAGUGCUGCCCGUCACUUUGCGCAGGUAUCGUACUUUCCUGUGCACUCGGACGAACUGACUCUCAUGACCACCGACGAGGCAUUUGCCCACACGUGCCUACUACACAGUGUCGUGCAGAAGUUAGAGCAGAAUGCCAUAGAUUCUUUCGUGUGGUGGGGGUCGCUGUUGGGCUCAUACCGUCACCACGGUCCCAUUCCGUGGCAUCUGGACAACGACCUUCUGGUGGAUGAUAAACACCGAGAGAAGGUGGUGCAGGUGCUACACAAAUGGCGUCACGAUGACUUUGGAUCGUUUCUGUGGAAGUGGCACAGUGGCCGCGAAGGGGUCAACAUCAAGGUGUGUGCACCUGCCCUACAAAAACAGGACAGGACACGGGACAGGCGUGUCCUGUACGGCCCACAAUUUAGGGUUCAAGGUUCGAUAUUUUAG
Messenger RNA from Sphaeroforma arctica JP610, 600 nucleotides. RefSeq lists its product as hypothetical. The transcript has 4 exons. Lineage: Eukaryota; Ichthyosporea; Ichthyophonida. The record is from RefSeq and is a predicted model, not a curated record. The coding region runs from base 1 to 600 and encodes 199 amino acids.